Molecule: messenger RNA, 711 nt
Organism: Somion occarium
Lineage: Eukaryota; Fungi; Basidiomycota; Agaricomycetes; Polyporales; Cerrenaceae
Source: the annotation of a GenBank genome assembly
AUGGAACAGAGUCGAAAGACGAGGAAGGAGAUGCCGGAGGAGAUGCCGACUUUGAAGGUGUCUUCCUUUGAGGCACCUUUCCUUCAUUGGAUGACGUCCUUCUUUCAUUUAAUGAUGUCUUCUCUUCCUUUGCGAAAUGGUGACUGCUCGAGACGGAAGGUGCCUUCGGAGUUGGAAGCGCAGGAGCAUCAACUAUCUUGAAGGUCGUAUGUCGAGAACCAGACUUGACCGUGCUGACAGAAGAGCGACGAGAGCGACGAUCGUUGCCUCUUGAAGAAUGUUCGGACGUUGCAGUGGAACUUCCUGAAAUGCGGGCUUGGCUAUUGGGAUCGACAGAAGGAAGAGACUGGCCAGAGCGCGGAACAGAACUGGUAGUACGGCUAGAGAGCUCGGAUGUUUGUUCAGCCGUUUCAACGUGCGAGUCCGAGAGUAUGCCAGUGUGUUGUUCUGGAGAUUCGCAUCGAACAGGAACAGUUUGCAAGUCUCGUGAAGAGCCGACGACAGUAGAACUGUCGCGUUGUGCGGGAACAUCUGAAGAUCGAAUCCAGGGCGCACGCAUAUUGAAAGUUGGUUGCUCGCUGACUCGAUUCGAUCCUGGUGCGGUGAAGGCAUCUUCCACGGUUGAAAUGUGUGGACAGGGAAAAAAGGAGCCUCAAGAGGCGAAAGGUGUAUUUGUACAUGUUGUCCAAUAGCUUCUGGAUUAAACAGAAC